Molecule: messenger RNA, 3588 nt
Organism: Dipodomys ordii (Ord's kangaroo rat)
Lineage: Eukaryota; Metazoa; Chordata; Mammalia; Rodentia; Heteromyidae
Gene: Ccdc162
Exons: 26
Coding region: 1-3588 (1195 amino acids)
Source: RefSeq, a predicted model, not a curated record
AUGGAUAAAGUUUAUAAAAUCACUUCCACAGAAAGGACCCGGCUGUUAGAAAGAGAGCUGGCUAUACAAUUGAGUGAGCUGAGGUCUGAGAUAGAAGAACAGAGGGUCCUUCCAGGAAUGGCUCACCAAGCUUACAGUUCGGUUCCAAUACCAAAGGAUAUUCCUUACUUUAGAAGAGAAAGGGAACUGACACUGAGGAAAAUUUUACAGGUGCCCGAGUCGAAGCCGUUUGUAAUUCAGGCAGAUGUCAUGCAGAGGGAGCUAGAGAGCUGCCUAAGAAGAGAGUACACCCCUGAAAACUUACCUUUGCUUUUGUUGCAGUAUUACACGGAGAGAAGUAUGCAGCUGGUCCAGAGUAAAUAUUUACACAUGCUUAGGUGGAGGAGGUUUUGCCAGCACAGUAAGACCAUGGAACAACUGUAUCCUCUUUACAAGAAACAAGUCAGCUACAUUCUUCAGGAAUACAACGAUGCGGUUCAGAGAGCAGAAAGAUUAUCUGUUGCUCGAGAAAACUUCCUUAUGGGAAAAAACCACCCUCCUCAUUUAGUGACGCAGGAAGAUCUGACCAUUUACACCAGGUGGCUAGUAUGUCACCUACACUCCCUCAGGGCUAUUCACCAGUACCUUCAAACCCUCCAGUACUUACCCAUCUCUAAAGUGCUGAGUCUCUCUGACAACAAAAUCCCUGAAGUUGAGCAGGAAAAUGAGGAUGUCUGUGUCAAUGACAGCAGCUCCAACCUCCAGGAUUCUGCACCUCCUGACCCUAAGGAUGCCAAUGUUUCAGGUCCAAAGAAGACACAUACUGCUUUCAAUUUACCCCAGCACACAACAGACACUCAAGAACUAAAACCUCAACUGGGGCUUCUGCUCUCCCAUUUCUGCAUUCCAUAUGACCUGCAGGAGCUAAAGGACUCUGCUAAGGAAAUGGAGCUUUUUUCCUUGGUUUGCCAGAAAUUCCAAAGUAUCUUUGUGGAACAACAAAAAAUGCAAACAUUUCCAGACUAUGACGCUGGGAUAGCCAAAGCAGAGAAUUUGGGUUUGUCAAGACCUUCCAUGGCCCUGAAAAAGAAAGCCAACUGGAUUUCCUUUAUAAAGAUCAAGCCAAAAUGUGAUCCUUGGCAAAAGAAACUGUUGACUAAACUAAAGGAUUGGAGAAGAAUAGAUGUACUAAUGCAACUCCAAGCAAAGUUCUUGAAGAUCUCUGACGCCAAGCGUGUAAUGCAAGUGCUCCAGACUCAUGCUGCAAAGACAGUUACACUGGCUUCACAGCACCUAUCUUCCGUGCCUUCCCAGGGUUUACAUCAGAGCAACUAUGACCACAUCUGGGAGAAUAUUUAUAACAAUAUCAACCUCUAUCAGAAUGAAAAUAUGAAGGAUGAUAACCUUUCAAUGGAAGGAAAUGAAAAUGGUCUUGCACAAUUAAGUCUUAGCCAACACGCUGAUGGAUUUCUCAAGCAGAAAAAAGAGACAAGGUACAACUAUGCAAUGACCCUACAACUGCUGGGCUUGGAUGAUGGGAAUGACUCCAGUGACAGAAAUUUUGUCCUGAUGAGAGGAGCCUACUUGUCUUUGCUGUGUCUGCGCCAUCUGCGAAUCCGGAAACUACAGGCCCAUGGUGUCCAACUCAUGGAAUUCUUGGAAGUGGAGAGCCAGGAUGACUCUUACAGCAUAGAAGCUGGCUGUGUUCACACCCAGGACCAACGUGGUAUAUAUAUCAUGUAUGAGGAAGCCUUGGAGGAUCUGAAAGAACUGGAGGCAGAGCUGCUGCUUGUGGCUAGCUAUUAUAUCGAGAAAGAAAAAACUCACAAAACCAGCAGCAAGACAAAGAGUAGCCAGUGGGAAUGGGCCCACACAAGUGUGGACAGGUUUGCUGUGCUGGAUGACAUGUGGAUUUGGGAAGAAGCUCUUCUAGAAAACAAGCGCCAGCUUCUCGAUAGUUACUUUGAAGCCUACCAGCACACACUGGACCCUGAGCAGAAGCUUGCCUUAGCACAAGUGAUGACUGACAUCAUGCAUCGGCGCCCCAAGUUUGAUCUUGGCCACCCUUAUUUCAUUAAGGCCUACCAAGAUGAAUGUGCCUGCCUGAGGCUUCACCUGCAGCUGGUGAGGGGCAUCCUCAGCCAUCAGAUAGAGCAUCAGCGGGAGUAUGUCCAGAGGCUUUGGCGGGAAGAACAUCCAGAUGAGCGGAAUAAAUUUGGACUUCCCCUUAACGUAAUUUGUAAGCAACUCAUUUCCAUCAACAACAGCUACCAAGCUUUGAAAAACAUUUAUCUGCUGGAGUUCCACCCAUCCCUUGGUCUGGCUGGGCUCCUCCCCAGAGCCCUUGAGCACCUGCUCAGAGAAGCCCGUCAUGCCUGCAGGCCCACGUCACCCAGUGGCCUUGCCUUGCUAGAACAACACAUCCUGCAGCUGGCCCUGGACCUGUGGCUCCACCCAACCAAGCCUGAGGCCUGGUACAGCACACAGCUCCAGAAAGAUCUAUUUUCAGCUAAAGUGAUGGACGACCCUUUUCUCGUGGAGGAGCUAGGUCGGCUUGCACUCAAGUCUGCCGCAGAGGAAGGACACAAACAAGGCCGCAGUUGCCAUGAGCUGCUCCUGGAGACGUUGGCCAAACUACUGGAACUCCUAACCAUCCGCCACCGGCUCAUAGAAAUGAGUGUGGAGAGUGCUCAUCUGGCUUGGAUUUAUAAGGAAUUGGCAUGGGAAAUGGGUUUUGAAGAAUUCCACUUGUAUCUGAGACCUGUUCACUUUGAGUUUGCAUCACACAAGGACAAGGUGGACCAACCACCUCCUGUGUUUAUAACCUCUGUGCUGGAGGACAAUGGUCGUGUAGACAGAUAUGUUCCUACUACUCUUGUCUUAGCCAUCUCUGAGGUAGAUGACACACAAGUCGGCAAAUUUAGUUUCUAUACAAAAGAAGCCAUCCUGAAGCUCUUGUUCCAUUCAGGAGUGGAAAACAUGCAAGUGAUCCUCGCAUGCCAGACUGCUCAGAAAAAUGCUUUGAUGGUGGCUGUUCAACAGGCGACCUUCUAUCACACCCCUCGGAUGGGCUCGUCUGCUCACAUCAAGGAAACCAAUUCAAGUCUGAGGACUCAUAGUGGAAUUAGUCCAUCCAGAAGAAGGAAUUCCAGAAUUCUGAAUGGCAUGGACAACCUGCUGUCAUCCCCAAUGCCAAGAGUCCCGGAUACCCAUACUCAUUCUUCAGAAAGAUUUCAGACCACAAAACGAGCUCCAGAGGCUUUUGUGUCUAUUCAACUAGAGAAGGUGGGCUUGCGGGACAUGAUGCUCAAUGCCUUCCUCCUCAGAAUGCAGACCAUGGCUGACCAAACAAAGAGCCCUGAUGAAAUUGGAAAAGUCAAAAGGGAUGUUAUAAUUGAAUAUUGUCAGAACUUUAACCGCCACAUGUCUCAUUAUGCUCUCCGGAGCCAGAUCAUAGCAUAUUGUAAUAGUCUGAGGGCCCUGCUGGAAGAUUUCCCUACCAUCAGGGAUACUUUUUUCAUGGUGGGACAACCACAAGAAAAGAAAGGGUUAAAGGACACCAAGGAGGACUUCAAGGCGGACCCAAGGAACCAAGACCUCAACACAUGA